CGCGGCGGGGAAGCCAGCAGUCAGUCUGUGGUAGGCGCUAACUGCCGAGGACUGCUCACAAGAUGAUACCCACACUCAACAUGGAUAACGACACCCAAAAUUUCAACACCUACGGUGCUUACUUUGCACCAUUAAGAUCUAUAGACGGCUCAAAAAUGUUAGUGGAAGGCCUAGAAGGCGAAGCACUGGCAGCUAUCCCCGACCACUGGAUGUCAUACGCGUCGCCGCCUGCCAGCGCGCACACCGCCCUAGCAUUGCUUUAUUGUUUCUUCACCGCCGCCGCGUUGAUCGGAAACGGACUCGUCAUAUUUAUAUUCUCUACGACAAAGAGUUUACGGACGUCAAGCAACCUCCUAAUCCUAAACUUAGCGAUAUUAGACUUUCUAAUGAUGGCAAAAGCUCCAAUCUUCAUUUACAACAGCGCCAAUCGCGGCUUCGCUAGUGGCGUACUUGGCUGUCAAAUAUUUGCCUUAAUAGGCUCUUACAGCGGCAUCGGUGCUGGAAUGACUAACGCAUGCAUCGCUUAUGACAGGCACUCCACGAUAACACGUCCACUAGACGGACGGUUAUCGCGAGGGAAAGCUUUACUAAUGAUCGCUUGCAUCUGGAUAUAUGCUACGCCUUGGUCCAUACUACCGUUAUUGAAGAUUUGGGGUAGAUUUGUACCAGAGGGUUACCUAACGUCCUGCAGCUUCGACUACCUCACAAAUAGUUUUGACACAAAACUCUUUGUGGGAUGUAUAUUCGUCUGUAGUUACUGUUUCCCAAUGUUCUUCAUAUUAUAUUUCUACAGCGGCAUCGUCAAACAAGUGUUUGCGCACGAAGCAGCAUUAAGGGAGCAAGCGAAGAAAAUGAACGUAGAAUCACUACGAUCGAAUCAAAACGCGGCAGCAGAGUCAGCGGAAAUCAGGAUAGCGAAAGCAGCGCUUACAGUGUGCUUCCUCUUCGUGGCUUCGUGGACGCCCUACGGAGUGAUGGCGCUCAUAGGAGCUUACGGAGACCAGAACUUACUUACGCCUGGUGUAACAAUGAUUCCAGCGGUUACAUGCAAGGCAGUAGCGUGCAUAGAUCCAUGGGUGUACGCGAUCAGCCAUCCUAAGUAUAGACAAGAACUUCAGCGGCGAAUGCCCUGGCUCCAAAUAAAUGAGCCGGACGACAACGCAUCGACUGGCACCACCAAUACCACCAACUCUACAACCCCUACAGCGUAACAGACGAAAAAUACGAAACCUUGCGACUAAACGGACUCUGACACCAUGUUAUAAGCAAUCGAAAUGAAAAAAUACAAAAAAAAUGUUACCUAUGAACUAUUCUUAGUCUUUUAAGUUCUUUUUUUUAUGUGUAAUUAAGUUUUUACAGAUUAUUUAUACUUUAAGCUCAAAAUGAGAUUCGAAAUGAAAUAUUGACGACAAUGGCUACACUAACGGUUUUUGAUCAAAUAAGAUAUUUCAAUAUAUCUGUCUAUGUAACUAAAGCAAGCAAAUUAUAUGAAAGAAAAUCGCUAUAA
Molecule: messenger RNA, 1507 nt
Organism: Bicyclus anynana (squinting bush brown)
Lineage: Eukaryota; Metazoa; Arthropoda; Insecta; Lepidoptera; Nymphalidae
Product: opsin-2
Exons: 8
Coding region: 63-1211 (382 amino acids)
Biological process (GO): visual perception; G protein-coupled receptor signaling pathway
Cellular component (GO): membrane
Molecular function (GO): G protein-coupled receptor activity
Source: RefSeq, a predicted model, not a curated record